Molecule: messenger RNA, 657 nt
Organism: Eremomyces bilateralis CBS 781.70
Lineage: Eukaryota; Fungi; Ascomycota; Dothideomycetes; Eremomycetales; Eremomycetaceae
Product: DUF1264-domain-containing protein
Exons: 4
Coding region: 1-657 (218 amino acids)
Source: RefSeq, a predicted model, not a curated record
AUGGAGAAUACGAGCACCGUCGCCGGUGAUCCCCUGAGCACCAAAAGCACCGUUCUAGAUUCCGCGGCAAACCUCACUCAGAGCAAAGGCCCGGUCAACAGCAUCUGCGCUCACCUCAAUGCUUUCCACGUCUACGCGGAUGAUACCGGGCGGUUUGUUGAGGCCAACCAUUAUUGUAGUCACUUGAAUGAAGAUGUUCGUCAAUGCAUUCUCUACGACAGCCCGGAGCCAAAUGCUCGACUCAUCGGCAUUGAGUACAUGAUCUCUCCCAAGCUAUACCAAACCCUCGACCCGGAUGAGCGAAAGCUGUGGCACAGCCACAUCUAUGAAGUCAAGUCCGGGAUGCUCAUCAUGCCCCGGCCACGGGGCAUGCCGGAAAUCGCGUGGGAAACCGCCGAAACCAAAGAGAUGGAGGACGUGAUCGUGCUCUACGGGAAAAUCUACCAUCUCUGGCAGACCGACCGCGGAGACCAGCUGCCGCUCGGUCCCCCGAAGCUGAUGACGAGCUUCACGGGGCCGGAUCAGUUUGACUUCGACAAGAAUGUAGGGGAGAGGGAUCAGAGGUUUGGGUCGGACUAUCGGAAGCAGAAACAGGCGAGAGAAUACAUUCCAGAGCCGGAAAUCCACCCAGACGCGGAUCAAGCGUGGAAGAAGUAA